AUGGAACACCCAGCAUUCACUUUAUCAGGAUUAUGCGCCGUUGGAGGCAUUAUGGGAUACGCCCGUAAAGGAUCUUUACCAUCAUUAAUUGCAGGUGGUACUAUUUCUGUUUUAUACGGAACUGCAGGAUACUUGUUAAAGCAAAAUGCUGACUACGGGUUAGAAAUAGCUUUAGGUACCUCUACCACAUUGUUGGUUGCUGGUUUGGGUAGAGCUAUUCCUACUAAAUUCAAGAAGCCGCUUCCAUUAGUGUUGUUGGUCUUGGGUGGUUUAUCCACCGGGUAUUAUACUAAAAAGUACAACGAAUUUUACUAA
Molecule: messenger RNA, 315 nt
Organism: Debaryomyces hansenii CBS767
Lineage: Eukaryota; Fungi; Ascomycota; Pichiomycetes; Serinales; Debaryomycetaceae
Exons: 1
Coding region: 1-315 (104 amino acids)
Cellular component (GO): membrane
Source: RefSeq, a predicted model, not a curated record